AGGAAGAAAACCAAAUUCAUUGCCUGUGAUUUCCUGACCGAGUGGCUGUACAACCAGAAUCCAAAGAGGGCAGGAGAACCAUUCACAGAAUUCUUCUCCAUUCCAUUUGUAAAGAAAUGGCUCCAAUGCCACCCUCGACCACCAAUCCCUCUCUCCCUGCUACUGACAGAAGAAGAAGCUGCAAUCAGCAUCCAGUCCUUCUGGAGAGCCUAUCUGGUUCGCUGUGACCCUGAGAUUCAGGAGCUGCGGCAGUGGCAGAAGAAGCUGCGUGAGGACAAGCACAUCCGCCAGCGUGUGAAGAUCUUCUGGGCUAAACAAGAACACAAAAUGAAAUGUAAAAUGGAGGACGAGGAAGUGCCUGCUGCCCCAGUGCCGCCAUCUCCUUAACUGAUGUCAGUCACUCACUGCAAACCCUACCGCACAUCCCUAUUACAGUUUCUUUAAGAAGCCCUAGCAUGGCAGAUAUAGAGCCCUUUGCACACGGCCAGGUUUGCUGGAGACAAGCUUAAGUACAGUUUAGGAAAACAUCCCUUAGCUUCCUGCCUUACCCCAAAUGCUACUUUUCGAUCCACUUCUCCACCGUGUCAGGCAUCCCCUUCUGAGGCACCGCAGUUGAAACGCCCAGUGAUGGUGUCCCUGUCAUCAGUUUUCCCACUUCUGCCAAGAUCCGUAUUUUGAUUUAUCUCAAAUCUCUGUGAUAGUUCUGUCUUGGUUUUCUUGUUGACUUAACAAAUGAGGCAAGGCCUGAGACCUGAGCUGUGUUUCCAGCUCAAGAAGAGAUCGUAGUUGCAUAGGAUUUCCAUCGUCAAAGCCCCCAAAGUGUUAACAGCAAAUGGUCAUCUGUUCUGUGGCUGCUGCUCACCAGGAUUCUCUCAUUCGAAAGGUCCCAGACACGGCUGGAAGAUUCUAUGGUAAUACUGGACUGUUUGACAAGCUACCACAAAUCUUAGGUAAAUAGUAAAGCCUUUAUUUUCUUGUUAAGAACAGCAUUUUGAAAAUAAAACCUAUCUGCCCAUGCUUAACAA
Molecule: messenger RNA, 1025 nt
Organism: Cricetulus griseus (Chinese hamster)
Lineage: Eukaryota; Metazoa; Chordata; Mammalia; Rodentia; Cricetidae
Source: RefSeq, a predicted model, not a curated record